This is a messenger RNA of Peronospora belbahrii, 435 nucleotides long. NCBI's taxonomy places the organism in Eukaryota, Oomycota, Peronosporomycetes, Peronosporales, Peronosporaceae. The record is from the annotation of a GenBank genome assembly.
AUGCGCCAAGAUGGCAGAGAUUACGGCGAGUUGGCAGUGUACGCUGAGUCAAAGCUGAGUAACAUACUGUUUACUUUUGAAUUGACUCGACGUCUCAAUAAGCAUAAUGUGCUGGGCGUGACUUCUGUGGCUUGCCACCCCGGCAUUACGUCCACGAAUCUGCUAACCCUGGUGCCACAGAAGGAGGAUUCUUUAUUCGCCUUUUGUGGCGCAUUUGUGCGUUUUUGCCUAUUUUCCAAGAUGUAUCGGCCCAUCUUGUACGCUCCCACCGGACCUGAUGUUGAGAGUAAUGACUACUACGGACCUGGUAAUUUCUUUGGAAUGUGGGGUCAGCCGAAGCGUGCUCAGCCCAGUGCCUCGGCUCAUGAUAAAGCUGCUGCAGAAAACCUGUGGAAUGAGAGCGAGCGACUGGCUAAGCUUAGGUUCGACUUGUAG